AGUUUUUUGCAGGCUUUGAAACGAUUUUUAUCUCGGAGAGGACCUUGCAGUGUUAUUUAUUCUGAUCAGGGUACAAAUUUCGUGGGCGCGAAGACUGUUCUUCGAGAAAUUAAUGAGUUCGUCAAUUCCGCGCGGUACAAAAAAGCGUUUCAAACAGAGUUAGCUAUAAACGGUAUUGAGUGGAAGCUCAAUACUCCGGCGGCUCCACACAUGGGUGGAUUGUGGGAAAGCCAUGUUAAAUGUGCGAAAACUCAUAUCUUCAGAGUGAUAGGCACGCAACUUUUAACUUUUGAGGAAUUCAACACUUUGUUGAUACAAGUUGAAGCGUUAUUGAAUUCUCGUCCUCUUU
Leptinotarsa decemlineata (Colorado potato beetle) is the source of this 349-nucleotide messenger RNA. RefSeq lists its product as uncharacterized. The record is from RefSeq and is a predicted model, not a curated record. NCBI's taxonomy places the organism in Eukaryota, Metazoa, Arthropoda, Insecta, Coleoptera, Chrysomelidae.